Molecule: messenger RNA, 2595 nt
Organism: Adineta ricciae
Lineage: Eukaryota; Metazoa; Rotifera; Eurotatoria; Adinetida; Adinetidae
Source: the annotation of a GenBank genome assembly
AUGACUAUCAGUCCUCGAAGAGUGAUUACACCGAUCUAUCGUUCUACACGUGAUGAACAAUACGCUAGCAUGCGACUCGGACUACAAAGAGUGGGUUAUCUAACGACAAUACCACUUCGUCAUGUAUCUGCAGAAGCAUGGAUUCAUUCAUUUACAGCUGAUGUCACUUUAACGCAAAUAUAUUAUAAUGAAAACAACGAUCCAAUUGAAGCAGUCUAUAUAUUUCCUAUUGAGGAAAACGCGGCAAUUUAUGAAUUUACGGCUCGAAUCGACGAUCGAUUGAUUACAGCUGUGGUACAAGAAAAAGACACUGCUGAGAAUAUGUAUGAGGAUGCAAUUCAACGGGGUCAAACGGCAGUGUUACUUCGACAAGAUGAACGAACAUUCGAUACUUUCAAAAUAAAUGUCGGAUUUCUGCCACCAGGUAAAGAAUGUAUAGUCAAUAUUCGUUAUGUGACCGAACUAGAUUUGGUUGAUGGAUCCUUUAUCCGAUUUGUUGUUCCAACUACCAUUGCACCUCGAUAUGAUCCAAGACUAAGCAUAGUGCAAUCACUGGAUAGAUCACAAACCGAAUAUGUUCAAAAUUCUUCGUAUUCAAUGUCAUUUCGAGCUCAUGUUAAUCGAUACGAACAAAAUCAAAUUAUCGAAGUGACUAAUAUGUCUCAUCCGGUCAAUCGCAGCGCAUCGUAUAAAACAAUCGACAUUUCCUCAGAAGGCAUUGCACUCGAUCACGAUAUUAUCCUGGAUAUUGAUCUGCCACGUAAUCGGUCCGCGGUACUUAUUACAGCCGAACAAUACAAUAAUGCAUCAAACCUUGCAGUUCUUACUGUACUGAAUAAUAAUUAUGAACGUUUCCUCACAAUGUAUGAUAAGAACAAUUCAAUUGCUUCAACAACUGAAUAUAUCUUCGUCAUCGACUGCUCUGGUUCUAUGGACGAUGAAAAUCGCAUUAAUCUUGCUCGAGAUGCAAUGAUUUCGUUUGUACAAUCUAUUCCUAUGGGUGCACAUUUUAAUAUAAUUCGUUUUGGAUCAAACUAUGAAAUUCUUUUUUCUAAUACUACACGGAUGACUACUGUAUACAACGAGCAAACAGCCAAACAGGCCAAAGAUCUUGCAAGUACGAUGAGAGCCAAUUUAGGUGGUACAGAGUUAUUGAAACCUCUACAAUACUUAAAAGCACAUCCGCCUGCUAGUGGUAAAUCACGACAAGUGUUCAUCUUGACCGAUGGUGAAAUUGCAAAUACAGAUCAGGUGAUUGAAUUAUGUCGUUCGAUGGCGUCGAAUACGCGCAUUUUCUCAUUUGGUCUUGGCCCUACAUCGUCUCGGUCUCUAGUGAAAGGUGUUGCCCGUGCGACAAAUGGCCAUUUUGUUUUUAUUGCUCCGAAUAAUACGGUUGAUCGAGACGUUAUGAAUCAGCUUCAUCGAGCCUUGCAACCAUCACUUGUUAAUGGUCAAUUGCAAUGGUUUGGAUUGUGGCCCAAAGGUUUCCAAGCACCUAAAACUAUACCCCCAGUAUAUGAAAAUGAUCGUGUACUUGUCUAUACUCUAUUCGAUAAGUUUUACUUUAAUGGGCAAUCUGCGCCGGUAAAAUUUUCGGCCGACAAUCGUUUAAUCGGUACUAGUUCAUUGAACCGCAAUGAUAUACGCGACGGCGAUACGAUUCGCCGUUUGGCAGCUAAGGCUUUAAUACAAGAAUUGUUACAUAAGGGAGAUACACAAUAUAUUAAUUCCAAUAUGACAGUCAAACAGCGUAUUAUCGAACUCUCGUUGGCUCAUCAAAUUUUGUCACCAUACACAGCGUUCGUUGGUAUUGAAACAAGUCGUUCUGGGCAAAGUAAUGCUUUGCAAAGCCAACAUCUACCUAUUCAAGUAUCGAGAGAUGGCGAGCAUCUCCCCCAUCAACAUUCAUCUUUUCCUGGAUCCCAACAGUCCACACCGUUACCAAGUGUCCAUACGCAUUCAUCAACCAUAGUAAACUUUCCGACAAGAAUCACAGCGCCUUUGCAUUUACAACACCCUUAUUUAAACAACUAUGAUGAUGAACAUGACAAACACGGCAGAGUAGCAUACAUGUCUCGUCUUCCCUCUGCGAUACAAUCACGUGUUCCCAAUGAACACCUAGGGUAUUAUGAUCAACAAAGUCCUCAACAUAUGGCCGGUUAUGCACAUGCAUCACAUGGUGUGCAAGCGCAGGAGCUGUUUAUUGUUCAUCAAACUUCUACAUCCAGCACGACAGGUUUUGAUUCGAUAGUAACCCACAGCCAAUCAGACUCCCGAAAGUCUGUCUCUGCUGCGACGGAUUUCAUUCGUAAGUUGAUCCAGCAACAAUCGUUUGAUGGUGCAUGGGUUUUAACAGAUGAUUACGUAAAACAAUUGACAGGAGGCAAAUCGACCAGCUAUUUCAUGUCUACAAUUAAUCAAGAUAAAGAUGUUACUACAACAGCACUUGCUAUUGCUCUACUUGAAUUGAGAUAUGCCAACCAAAAGAGUCUUUGGUUUAUGGCAGUAGACAAAGGUCGCUGGCGCUUGAUGAACUAUGGUCUCAGCCAGAAUAAAAUCGAGUUAUUAAUUAAUGAGGUCAAGAAUAAACUCUGA